This is a messenger RNA of Aethalodelphis obliquidens (Pacific white-sided dolphin), 1106 nucleotides long. RefSeq names its product putative speedy protein-like protein 3. NCBI's taxonomy places the organism in Eukaryota, Metazoa, Chordata, Mammalia, Artiodactyla, Delphinidae. The coding region runs from base 742 to 1104 and encodes 120 amino acids. Gene Ontology annotation, molecular function: protein kinase binding. The transcript has 2 exons. Gene Ontology annotation, biological process: positive regulation of cyclin-dependent protein serine/threonine kinase activity. The record is from RefSeq and is a predicted model, not a curated record.
CAGGAAAGUGUUGCCCAGUCACAGUAUGACGAAGUGACAGGGAUGUAGUGCCCAGAGGCCCAAGGCCACACCCAAGCUUUGGCUCAAGGAAAGUUAUGUUAAACUUUGAGAACCAGGUCAUAUCUCUUUAUGAAACACACAUACCCACCCAUGUGUUGAAGAUUAAAUAACAAUAGCAAAAUUCCUGCCCCACAGUUGAGACUCGCUCUCCCUGGGUCCAUGGAAGGAAGAGCUUUGUCACUGCUAAGGCUCUGAGCCUUCCUGGGGAAAGAGAGCUGCCUCUACUUCCUGAAACAGAGGAACUGGGAGAAGUUUCCAGUUCUCCUCCUCCCUGUGAAAUGUCCCACAGCCCCAGGCUCGCUGCUCCCGGAAGGGCUGCUCCGAGGCCCUCAUCACGUCUCCCUUCCUUUACAGAGGACCCUGUUAUCCAGAGCUUCCUGGAAGCUGAUAUUUUCCUGAAAGUGUCCGACAAGGUACCCACAGCACUAAAAGUAUGAGGUACCAAGGGGUCUGCAGUGUCACCACCCCCUGGGGGUGGGGACGGAGGACAAGGUGUCUGCCUGAGCAGAGGCCCUGGAGAGACCCGCCCUUGGCGCCAGAAAGGAAGAAAGGACACACUGUCGGUGCCCCGGCCCUUGGGCAUCUCCUCCCUGGCCUCCCAUCAGCUCAUCUCCACAUGUCAAAGGGCCAUGAGUCCCUUAGCAAGGCCCACCCUGGGUGGUUUUCCCACCUGGCCUCUGGAUGGGGGUGGGGCGCAUGGCCCGCUCAGGACACUGGCCCUGCCAUCGACCCCUGGCCGCCCCUCCCCCGCCCUCUGUCUCCACGCAGUACCUACUCUCCAUGGUGGUGGAGUACUUCGGCCGUGUCGGGCUGCCUGGUCACCUCUACAACAGGAUCCACUUCUUCCUGGCCCUCUACAUCGCCUCCGACAUGGAGGAGGACAACCCCACAUCCAAGCGGAGCAUCUUCCAGUUCCUGCUGGGCAGGGAGCACUGGCCAGACCUCUACAAGGAGUUCCUCAAGCUGAAGGUGGAAUUCUUCCAUGCGAUGGAGCACCGAGCCUGGGUCACCCCGGAUUUGUGUGAGGAGGUCUGUCGGGGAUGAGG